AUGACAAUGGCUGCUGAGAAUUCCUCCUUGGUGACACAGUUUAUCCUCGCAGGCUUAACUGACCAACCGGGAGUCCAGAUCCCCCUCUUCUUCCUGUUUCUAGGCUUCUACGUGGUCACUGUGGUGGGGAACCUGGGCUUGAUAACCCUGAUAAGUCUCAACUCUCACUUGCACACCCCUAUGUACUUCUUCCUCUAUAACUUGUCCUUCAUAGAUUUCUGCUAUUCCAGUGUUAUCACUCCCAAAAUGCUGAUGAGCUUUGUCUUAAAGAAGAACAGCAUCUCCUACGCAGGGUGUAUGACUCAGCUCUUCUUCUUUCUUUUCUUUGUUGUCUCUGAGUCCUUCAUCCUGUCAGCAAUGGCGUAUGACCGCUAUGUGGCCAUCUGUAACCCACUGUUGUACAUGGUCACCAUGUCUCCCCAGGUGUGUUUUCUCCUUUUGUUGGGUGUCUAUGGGAUGGGGUUGGCUGGGGCCAUGGCCCACACAGCGUGCAUGAUGGGUGUGACCUUCUGUGCCAAUAACCUUGUCAACCACUACAUGUGUGACAUCCUUCCCCUUCUCGAGUGUGCUUGCACCAGCACCUAUGUGAAUGAGCUUGUAGUGUUUGUUGUUGUGGGCAUUGAUAUUGGUGUGCCCACAGUCACCAUCUUCAUUUCCUAUGCUCUCAUUCUGUCCAGCAUCUUCCACAUUGAUUCCACGGAGGGCAGGUCCAAAGCCUUCAGCACCUGCAGCUCCCACAUAAUUGCAGUUUCUCUGUUCUUUGGGUCAGGAGCAUUCAUGUAUCUCAAACCCUUUUCUCUUUUAGCUAUGAACCAGGGCAAGGUGUCUUUCCUAUUCUAUACCACUGUGGUGCCCAUGCUCAACCCAUUAAUUUAUAGCCUGAGGAAUAAGGACGUCAAAGUUGCUCUAAAGAAAAUCUUGAACAAAAAUGCAUUCUCCUGA
Pan troglodytes (chimpanzee) is the source of this 942-nucleotide messenger RNA. Its product is annotated as olfactory receptor 8B8. The transcript has a single exon. Gene Ontology annotation, cellular component: membrane. Bases 1 to 942 code for a protein of 313 amino acids. Lineage: Eukaryota; Metazoa; Chordata; Mammalia; Primates; Hominidae. The record is from RefSeq and is a predicted model, not a curated record. Gene Ontology annotation, biological process: G protein-coupled receptor signaling pathway. Gene Ontology annotation, molecular function: G protein-coupled receptor activity; olfactory receptor activity.